Molecule: messenger RNA, 1271 nt
Organism: Zingiber officinale
Lineage: Eukaryota; Viridiplantae; Streptophyta; Magnoliopsida; Zingiberales; Zingiberaceae
Product: cycloeucalenol cycloisomerase-like
Exons: 8
Coding region: 155-1027 (290 amino acids)
Molecular function (GO): cycloeucalenol cycloisomerase activity
Source: RefSeq, a predicted model, not a curated record
GCCAGCAUGACGGUAAUGUUACCGCCCCUCGACGGCUUCUUUAAUACUUACAGCGGGCAGCGGGGUCGGUACCGGCGCGCCACCUCAGCCUAUUGCGGCGACGCUCGCUUGCGCGGCUGCCGGACGGACGGCGGAGAGUUAGGUUCGGCGGUGAAUGGCGUCCGGGUGCUCUGACAGCCUCUGGCUGGCGUCGAAUCCGAGCAAGAGAUGGGGGGAAGCGUUCUUUUUACUCUACACACCUUUCUGGCUCACCCUAUCCCUCGGGAUCAUCGUCCCCUAUAAGCUUUACGAGAGAUUCACAGAAUUGGAGUAUCUGAUUCUCGGGCUGGUCUCGGCUACCCCAGCAUUUUUUAUACCACUUCUGAUCGUGGGGAAGGCAGACAGUGGAAAAUGCUGGAAAGACCGGUACUGGGUGAAGGCAAAUCUGUGGAUUGUGAUUUUUAGUUAUGUUGGAAACUACUUCUGGACUCAUUAUUUCUUCACAGUACUUGGAGCAUCAUACACUUUUCCUUCAUGGAGAAUGAACAAUGUUCCACAUGUUACUUUCCUUCUCACUCAUUCUUGUUUCCUGUUUUACCACAUGGCAUCAAAUAUAACACUUCGCAGACUGCGCCAUUUCCUCGCAGAUUUACCACAAUCAAUUCGCCUAGCCAGUGAAGCUGCAUGGAUUUUAGCUCUUUCUUAUUUUAUUGCUUAUCUGGAGACUUUAGCUAUUGCAAAUUUCCCCUACUAUGAGUUUGUUGAUCGGGAGUCGAUGUACAAAGUAGGAUCAUUGUUCUAUGCAAUUUAUUUCCUAGUGAGCUUCCCCAUGUUUGUGAGGGUAGAUGAGAAGGAUGAUCAACCAUGGGACCUUCCAAGGGUGGCUGUAGAUGCACUUGGUGCGGCGAUGCUUGUGACUAUAAUACUUGAUCUAUGGCGCAUAUUUCUUGGACCCAUAGUUCCGACUCCAGAAUGGCGGCAAUGCAGUCAACCAGGGCUUGCAUGGUUCCACAAACCAGAAGGCGCCAUCCAGGAUCCUAGUAUAUGAUUUGGACCAGUAGGCGAACACUGCAACUUUAGUUAUCUGCAGUCUGUGCUUAGUAAUUAGACAUUUAGAUCUUCCUGUUUGUAUCUUCCUGAUGUGUUCCUUUCCUAAUUUGCUCUGUUUGAAGAACCUGGCAUUUCAAAAUGCUGAACUUGGUAUGCUAAAAUGCAAUCUGGGAUCUGAGAACGUCAAGUUGUUUCUUAGGACAAGUAAUUAAUUUGAAUGUACUUCCAACAGUUUUACUGAA